This is a messenger RNA of Hemiscyllium ocellatum (epaulette shark), 1158 nucleotides long. Its product is annotated as LIX1-like protein. Gene Ontology annotation, cellular component: cytoplasm. NCBI's taxonomy places the organism in Eukaryota, Metazoa, Chordata, Chondrichthyes, Orectolobiformes, Hemiscylliidae. Gene Ontology annotation, biological process: autophagosome maturation. The record is from RefSeq and is a predicted model, not a curated record. The transcript is spliced from 5 exons. The annotation marks the transcript as partial.
AUGAGCAGCGUGAGGAUCUGGGUUACCCACUUGGAAGCGUUUGAGGGCUCUGGCCUAGUCCAUCACGCAAGGGCAGGGGCCUUGCCUUUGAAGAAACGGUGCUGCGACUGCUCUAAAGCCCAGCAAACGCUGCGGCGGGGGGAGCGCGUCCCCUCCCGGUCAUCCCCGUCACUCCCACCCCCGCGGCCCGGGGGGGAGGCUGUGGGCCCACUCCCUCAGUCACUCUCCGUCCCCUGUCCCCAAGGCCCCUCACUCCGUCACCGGGACAACACAGAGCGAGAGCCCGGUAACCGCCAUCCGCGCGGACCGGAAACCGCGGGGUCACCGCUCCGGGCUGCUUCCCGGACCCCGCGGUGUGGUUCCGGGGGGACGGUGAUCAGGGUGACACUCCCUCUCAGUGAGACAGAGAGAGACCGGAAGCCGCCCUCAGCGCGGACCGGAAACCGCGGGGUCACCGCUCCGGGCUGCUCCCCGGAGCCCGCGGUGUGGUUCCGGGGGGACGGUGAUCAGGGUGACACUCCCCCCUCGGGCUGUCUCUGGGAUGGAGUGUGUCGGCCCGGAGCCGGAGCCGGAGCCGCCCUCCCCCCCUCCCCCUCCCCCUCCCCCCGGGGGCCGGGGCCUGUCGGUGUCGGUGUCGGUGUCGGUGUCCCCGGGCCCGGGCCCGCGGGUGAGGAGCGGGGCCGCGCGGUGCUGCGGGAGGCGGUGGAGGCGGUUGUCAGGAGCUUCGCCAAACACACCCAGGGGCACGGGAGAGUGAACGUGGUCGAGGCCCUGCAGGAGUUCUGGCAGAUGAAGCACAGCCGCGGGGCGGAGCUGAGGAACGGCGCCCUGGUGGUGUACGAGAUGGUGCCCUCCAGCAGCCCCCCGUACGUCUGCUACGUCACCCUGCCGGGGGGCAGCUGCUUCGGCAGUUUCCAGCUGUGCCCAACCAAGGCGGAGGGCAGACGCAGCGCGGCCAAGAUUGCCCUGAUGAACUCGGUCUUCAACGAGCACCCCUCCCGCAGGAUCAACGACAGCUUCAUCGAGAAGAGUGUGUCAGAGGCACUGGCAUCCUUCAAGGGCAGCAAGGAGGAGGCUGACAUAUCCAACACAGGCAUCGGUGCCUUCCGCUUCAUGCUGGAGUCUAACAGAGGGAAAUCCAUGCUGGAAUUUCAGGUC